AUGUCUAGUAUUGUGCUAACAGCAGCAAAAGUGCUAUUGAAAAGAGCGGCGAAGGGGAACGAGGAUUUGGAUGAUGACAUUCCAGACGUGACACAGCCGGACGAUUCGCUCGAGGACUCCAAUCCAGUGACAGAGGAGAUAUUUUCGUCGUGGGCGUUAUUUAUCUUGCUCUUUUUGCUAUGUGCAGCAUUGUGGUCGUCGUACUUCCUCCAGCAAAGACGAAUCAAAGCCAUUCAUGAGACGGUGUUGUCUAUUUUCUACGGGAUGAUUGUGGGAUUGAUUAUCAGGGUUUCGCCGGGUCAUUACAUUCAGGACGCAGUAAAGUUCAAUUCGGGGUAUUUCUUUAAUAUAUUGUUACCGCCGAUUAUCUUGAAUUCGGGAUAUGAGUUGCAUCAGGUGAAUUUCUUUCGUAAUUUUGGUUCGAUCUUGACAUUUGCUAUUCCGGGGACAUUUAUUUCUGCUUUGGUAUUAGGAACAAUCCUUUAUGUAUGGACGGCCUUGGGCUUGGAUGGUAUUCAUUUGGAGUUUGUCGAUGCAUUGGCAGUGGGAGCCACAUUGUCUGCUACGGAUCCCGUUACUAUCUUGUCCAUAUUCAAUGCUUACAAAGUUGACCCAAAAUUAUACACCAUUAUUUUUGGUGAGUCCUUGUUAAAUGAUGCCAUUUCCAUCGUUAUGUUCGAGACUUGUCAGAAGUUCCAUGGAAAGACCCUUUACUUUUCAAGUUUCUUCGAAGGUAUUGGCUUAUUUUUAAUGUCUUUCACCAUAUCUACUAUCAUUGGUAUUUUGGUGGGUGUUUUUGUUGCAUUAAUCUUGAAACAUUCUCAUAUCAGAAGGUAUCCUCAGAUCGAGACUUGUUUGGUUCUAUUAUUCGCUUACGAAUCUUACUUCUUUUCCAAUGGUGCUCAUAUGUCCGGUAUAGUUUCCUUAUUAUUCUGUGGUAUUACCCUUAAGCAUUAUGCCUAUUUUAAUAUGUCGAGAAGAACACAGAUAGCUACGAAGUAUAUUUUCCAAUUAUUGGCUCAGUUAUCUGAAAAUUUCAUAUUCAUAUACUUAGGGUUGUCUCUCUUCACAGAAGUGGAAUUAGUAUUUAAGCCUUUGCUUAUUAUAAUUUCAUUUAUUCUGAUUUGUGUUGCGAGAUGGCUGGCUGUUUUCCCCUUGUCAAGACUUUUGAAUUUCUUGUACAAGGCGAGAUUCAAAGAAUUCACCAGUAGAUCAGCAUUGAGCGGUGGCAUUUCAUCCCAAUCCUUACCUGACGAAAUCAGCCAUUCUUAUCAAAUGAUGAUUUUCUGGGCCGGGUUAAGAGGUGCAGUUGGAGUUGCUUUGGCAAUGGGAAUUCAAGGAGAAGCUAAAUGGACGCUAAUGGCCACUGUGUUAGUUGUUGUCGUAUUGACCGUUAUAUUAUUCGGUGGUACAACUGCUUCCAUGUUGGAACUUUUCGGAAUUAGAGUUGGUUGUGUGGACGAACAUGAUGAUUCAGACGAUGAAUUUGACAUAGAGGCUCCUAGAUUACCUUUAACCAGCCCAUCGUUAAACUCAACUCCAAGUAUGUUAGGAAGUAGAAGGUUUGGAAAUUCCACGACAAGUAUUGAUACAGGCUCGAGAAAUAUGAACACACCAGGAAAGAAUAUUUAUAAAGAUGACGUAAGAUCAAGAAACGACUCAUCAGUGAGUUUAUCAUCGUUCAAGCCUACUGUGGGUACAAAUACACCACACCCAUUAGGAAUAUCUUCUCACAAUAGUUCUUCCGCUGAUUUAGUCAAUGAUGAGGAUGAACUAAAUGCAAGCGAUGUAGACGAUUUACUUCUGAAUAAUCAUAUGGCUUCUAAUUCCAACAUCAAUACAAACGAUCCUAAUAAUAGUGGUGUAUUGGGGGCUUUGUUAAGCGCAGAAGAACAUGUGAAGUGGUUCACAAAGUUUGAUGAACAAGUUUUAAAGCCUGUUUUAUUAGACACUUUACCUCAUCAAAAUAGGAAGAAUCAUAAGGACGAUAAUCACCCAGGUCAUGGCCCUAAUUGA
Debaryomyces hansenii CBS767 is the source of this 2016-nucleotide messenger RNA. RefSeq names its product bifunctional K:H/Na:H antiporter (gene NHX1). Gene Ontology annotation, biological process: proton transmembrane transport; sodium ion transport; vacuolar acidification. Gene Ontology annotation, cellular component: late endosome; fungal-type vacuole membrane; early endosome. NCBI's taxonomy places the organism in Eukaryota, Fungi, Ascomycota, Pichiomycetes, Serinales, Debaryomycetaceae. Gene Ontology annotation, molecular function: sodium:proton antiporter activity. The record is from RefSeq and is a predicted model, not a curated record. Bases 1 to 2016 code for a protein of 671 amino acids. The transcript has a single exon.